AUGUCAUCAUCCGCUUCAGCUCGGUCGACAUUCACUCUGCGCUAUGGCGGCCGCGUGAUUUCCGUGUCCCGUUCAGCCUCAUACUAUGCGGUUAUCGAACACGCUCGUGGCAUGAGCUACGCUUUGCAGUUAAUAGAGCCCUCAGACAUAACGCUCAGAUCGUCCUCGUUUCCUGGCCAUACGGACGGCGUGAUCACGCGCGAGAAGUGGGCCGGACUGGGCCGGCGGGUCAGAGUGGUCGAGGUCAAAGUACGCCGACGAGAGCCGCCUGCCGCAAGUACAUUUCGAGUACCAUCUGCAUCCGCGAGCACCGCGCAUGGGCCGAUCGAGUGGGCCAGAGGAGACUGGCUUUCUUCGUGCUUCACUGAAGUGUACAUCACAGUCGAGGCCCUAGGUCGCAACGGCGGAGAAUACCCUGUCCGAGUACAUCUGGAGUCCAGGGUCUCCGACUUCAAGGAGUUCUUGCAAGGGCCGCUCUCGCUUAGGAGGAAGUUUGGGCCCGCGAGACGGAAACAGCUGUUGUUUGAGGGUCAGGUUGUGCCGGGGUACUUGACCCUGGAGGGCGCAGGCAUACGCGCGAACUCGAGGGUGCAGCUGGCUUACAGGAAGCGUAAACGCGAUACCGAUACACAAGCAUAG
Peniophora sp. CBMAI 1063 is the source of this 639-nucleotide messenger RNA. The record is from the annotation of a GenBank genome assembly. Lineage: Eukaryota; Fungi; Basidiomycota; Agaricomycetes; Russulales; Peniophoraceae.